Messenger RNA from Colletotrichum aenigma, 1554 nucleotides. RefSeq lists its product as uncharacterized. Gene Ontology annotation, molecular function: zinc ion binding; transcription cis-regulatory region binding; DNA-binding transcription factor activity, RNA polymerase II-specific. The record is from RefSeq and is a predicted model, not a curated record. NCBI's taxonomy places the organism in Eukaryota, Fungi, Ascomycota, Sordariomycetes, Glomerellales, Glomerellaceae. The transcript is spliced from 4 exons. Gene Ontology annotation, cellular component: nucleus. Gene Ontology annotation, biological process: regulation of DNA-templated transcription. Bases 1 to 1554 code for a protein of 517 amino acids.
AUGGAGUCCCGUCAGCGCAGCCCAACCCCGCUUUUGAAGACGUGUCGCACAUGUGCUCACGCCAAAAUCAAAUGCGACCGAACGCAGGACUCGGUCAUCUGCGAUAGAUGCCUCCGGCUCGGCAAAGAGUGCUCCCGGAGCCCUCCUCCAGCCACUGCCAGUUCCGGUCUUCCAAGGCCGAGGCUUGAGGGACAUGAUCCGUUCGAUGCCGGCCAGCUGACGGUAGAGAAGGGCCAAGAGCUACUCAACCGAUUCCGCACAAAGCUCACUCCUCACUUUCCGUUUGUCAUAAUUCCCGCCGACGAGAAUGUGAACACCUUGAAGCAGACCAAACCAGCCCUAUGUCUGGCGCUGAUGGCCGCAGCAUCCCACGAUGACGUUCGUCUUCAGCGGGCUCUAGGCCAGAUGUUUAAUGAACUAAUCGCCGCCCGUCUAAUUGAGGGCGACUUUACCUCUCUACACAUACUCCAAGGUCUCCUCGUACAUCUUGCCUGUUCGAGCAUUGUUCUCCAAAAGCUCCGCAUCGUUACCCUUACAACAUAUAUGACGGAGACUGCUGAUCGGCUCGCUGAAGUAGCUGAGUACCCAACGGACCAGUACCUACCUUACAUCAUUCGCCUUCAGCGUGUCGCUGAAGACAUCGAUGACAUCGUGAAGAACGAGUCAACGCUGGAUCCAAUGCAAAUACAGGCGGCCGUUUCAGAUGCUAGAGAAAGGAUAGAACUUUUCAAGAAUAACUUGUCGUUCCCUCUGGGAGACUGUCCAAUCUUGGUGCCCCAAAUACAUACGAUCCAGUUGUGCCUCAACCAGCUCUCACUUCCCAACGCGCCUUUCGCUCUUCAUAAGCCGCAAAAUCCCUCUUCACAGCGACUAAUUCAGGGAUUAUCGGAGAGCAUUGUCUCCGCAAAGUCCCUCGUCAGCAUACUGCUUCAUACCCCUCCAGACCAGGAGGUGUACUUCCCUAAUAUUGUUUGGGUCAUGCUACACUGCGGAAAUACUCUAGCAGCCCGCCUAGACCUUCAAGCAGCGGACCCAAGGAUAAGCUUCAUGACAGAACAUCUUCGACAGUUCUCCGACAUCGGUCACACCAUUCGACAGGUUGUGCUUAGACUUGAGUCCGCGACGUCGCCAGACGUGGACGACAGAGGUGAUCGAGAUUCUUUCUACCAUUUUCUCAUACGCACGAAGCGUGUUGAAAAAUGGCAUCUAGACCAACAAAAGCUUUUCACAAGUCAGCAUGAUGUCUCGCCUCAAGGACUCAACGUCCCUACGACAAGGUCUCUCUCAAGCCUUGGAACACCGACCUCCAACCUGUCGAGUCAAUCAGUUGGGUUUGGUUAUUCCGUCGCGCCGUCAGUCUUCUCGCAACCAGCGAUAGCUUCAGCAAGCAAUGCUAUGGCAUACACAGAUUUCACACUACCCGAAAAUGCUGCGAUGACCUCGAACGCCGAUUUCCCUGUAGAUUCUCUUGCAUUCGUAAACGACACUUUCCUACCGUUCAAGAGCUGGAACUACACAAUGGGGAGUGAUCAUGGGGGCAGUGCUCAGUUUUAG